ACGUGAUGACAAUGCAAAAGAAACCCAAGCAGCAAAAGCGCUUAGUCGUCGCGACAAUGUUACUGAGGAGUCGAAGCUACCAGCUGUUAUCAUGUUCAUUGUUGCCGUUACUGGUUUGCUGACUUUUUAUCAGCAUUUCGAAUAUUACUGCCUUGUACGCUCGUAUUGUAAUGAAACGCAGCUUUAUUCCAGGUGUCAGCCGGUAUAUAGCGACACAUGGUUUGGAAAUCGAACAAAUCCUUUCUCUCCGGCAUAUCAAAAUACAGUUUCUCUUUGUGUGUUGAUUUAUGUGCUGACAAUGAUCAUCUUGCCCAUUAUUCUUCUAACUGUGCUUAAUCUUAUGCUACUUUGUGCACUACGCAGACGACAGAAGCAUCUGGCAAUCUCCAAUGAUGUUGCGGCAAGGCGUACCAACGAAAUUCAGAUGCAGAAGACUGAACAUCGAGUCACGUUGACAGUCUCUUUCAUAGUUACAAUGUUCACUUUGACGAAUGGUCCGUCAGCGCUGAUGCAAUUAGUCCGAACUGCUUAUAACCUCCCACAACAAGAUUUAUAUGAUCUCACUAUGAUUUGCAGUACUCUUGUGAUUUUUGGAAAAGCGUCGAACUUCAUUUUGUUCUGCCUCGGUUCCCGCCACUUCCGAUUGAGGCUGAUUCGGCUCGCACAAAAGAAAAUGCACAAAAAAAUCGGUCGAGUAACAGGUCUACCAGCAAGACUACCAUAUCUUCAUAGCAUUGUACAGUAUCUGUGCAAUGACUCCACAUCUACUUUUCGGGAAGGUAUAACGCUUGAAAUAUAGUA
This is a messenger RNA of Cylicostephanus goldi, 801 nucleotides long. NCBI's taxonomy places the organism in Eukaryota, Metazoa, Nematoda, Chromadorea, Rhabditida, Strongylidae. The record is from the annotation of a GenBank genome assembly.